AGCUACUGUCUACUACUGAUAGUAGCUCGAAAUAAGAACAUCAAUCGCGUUCCAGCCUUCCAGGAAGACGAAAGAAAAAGACUACCAAAUUGAAGAAAGGAUUUUGUCCGAGUAUCGAAGAAGCCAGCGGCAGGAAGGCUUUCGAUUGUUUCUCUGUGCAUAGUUGGAUAUUGAGCUCUACGCCACUUUCUGUUCUGGACUGAUAUCUUCGAUUCUAAAACUACUCUGAAUCGGUUCUUCUAGCAUUGGAACAAGGUGAUACGAAUUGGGCAGUUUAGAAGGUCAGAAAAGGCUCAAACUUUGAUGAGUUAGCGCUUUUCAUGUGUAGCAAAGUCUGUAAUUUCAUAUUGAAAGUUAGUGAUUUUGGAGUAAAAAGCUACAUUUCUUGAUGUUCUUCAAGGUGAAACCAAAUGGUUUUGUGAAUGUAGACUGCACAAAAAGUAAUUGUUUGUCGUUCUCAAGCAGGUGGGGAUUCUUGGAAAAGUGAUCAAUGGAGGGUGACAGGCUGAACUCACCAAGUACAUGCGCAGUUAUGCUUGAAGCUUUGGGCCAUCAAUUGCAGUUUUCUCAGGAUCCAAAUUCCAAGCACCUGGGAACCACAGUUUGGGAUGCAUCUAUGGUACUUGUCAAAUAUUUGGAAAAGAACUGCAGAAAGGGAAGGUUCAGCCAAUCCAAGCUUAAAGGAAAACGUGCUAUUGAACUUGGAGCUGGUUGUGGAGUAGCUGGGUUUGGAAUGGCACUUCUAGGAUGUGAUGUAAUUUCAACAGACCAGGUCGAGGUUUUGCCAUUGCUUAUGCGAAAUGUUGAACGUAACACUCAGAGAAUUCUUCAAUCAGAACAAAGUUCAGGUUCCUUUGGGUCAAUCAGGGUUGCGGAAUUAGAUUGGGGAAACGAGGAACAUAUUAGAGGUGUUGACCCACCAUUUGACUUCAUCAUUGGAACUGAUGUUGUGUACAAGGAGCAUUUGCUAGAACCCUUACUGCAGACCAUUUUGGCUUUGUCGGGCCCUAAAACCACUAUCUUGUUGGGGCAUGAGAUUCGUUCUACAAAUGUCCAUGAAAAAAUGCUUGAGAUGUGGAAAAGCAAUUUUGAGGUGAAAACUGUACCGAAAUCUAAGAUGCAUUACAAGUACCAACACCCUAGUAUUCAGCUUUACAUCAUGGAGUUCAAACAUAAUGGUGGCGGGAUAAGAGCCGUGACAGACCAUCAGCAAUCUGAUGUAGAAUCAGGAUCAGAAGUAGUGGAAGAGGAAGAGGAGGAAUCUCAAGCUAGUAAUGAUUCUGUAGUAGAUAAUGUUCGAGAUCCUUCUUGUGAGAUUACUAAUCAAGAACAGCAAGCAAUGAAGUCGCCAGAGGCAGGCGGGAUCACCGAUUGGGAAUCGAGGAGGAUUGGUUCAAUGGCUGCUAGGCUUCUGCGUGAUGUCAAGAUAACUUAAUUUUUCCGUACACAUGCACCUACAGCAACUACUGCUAUUUAACUCGGUAGUUUAGAUGCUUGGUACAUCCACUGUGAUACAGCAUUUAAAAGAAAAUGAUUCUUGUAGAAACAUGAUCAGUUAGCACUUAGCAGUUAGCAAUUAUGUUUCUUCAUUCGCAUAACUCGAGCAGCGUAAAAGUGGUGAAAGCUUUGGUUAUGUGGUGCAAAGGUUGUUUGCUUUUUGGACAAGGAAGAAGGCAGGAGGAGGCUGCCCUUGGCUUUCGUCUGCAACUGUAGUUGAUUUGAUUCGAGCUCGAGGUUCUGGGCCAACAUGGAAAAAAGGAUCGAGUUACUUAGUCCGGCUUGAGACUUUACAUAACACAUUCCACACAACAAUGGCUGACUGUUGGAGAUUUUGAAUGAGUUGGGGAAGAACGAUAAUGAUGAUUGACAUGAAAGCAGAAGAGUCGGCCAUGAGGUUGAUGAUGCUGGUGUCUGAGUUGCGUUGCUUGGGGAGUUGGAGUGAAUCAGAAUUCAUGUGUUAAAGAGUGUAGUGGGCUCUGCAGUUGGAUGGGCUGGGCUAAAAACUAAAUUGAUGGAAACCAAUUGGGCCUGGAAAACGGUUUCUACAAUCAUCCAACAAAGAUUAUCUCCCAGCCCAAGUGAUCCAACGACGAAAAGAUAUCUCCCUUACCGUCUCAGCUAAGUUUCCCCAUUCUCACCACAAAGCAGAUCAUCACACGCGCCUUGCAUUUUUGGGGGGGGCUUCCAAAGAGACCGAGACUGACGCGCGCGGCGGGGGAAGGAAAGUAGGAAACAAAACAGCCAAUCCGUAAAGGGGACCACACGAGUGGGCGGGGCGCUCGAGGGAGAAGGUGACACGUUUCGACAGUUUCACAAGAAAACAAAAGUGAAAAAAAGAAAGAAAUGUUAAAAAAAAAG
This is a messenger RNA of Linum trigynum, 2358 nucleotides long. The record is from the annotation of a GenBank genome assembly. Lineage: Eukaryota; Viridiplantae; Streptophyta; Magnoliopsida; Malpighiales; Linaceae.